GAGGAGAAAGAGAAGAAAGGAAAGAAGAGAAGGAGAAGAAAGGAAGUAACGAGGAGAAGGAGAAGAAAGGAAAGCAGAAUGAAUGUAGAUUUGGGGAGAAAAAACUUCAAUGCAUUGGGACAGAUACCAUUGCAACAGUGAUACGCUUAAACAUGACCAGUUUUAAGUGGCAAAACAUCUUUUCAGAAGAAGAACAGUGGGACGGAUAACAUUGCUAUAAUUAUCAAGACAGUUGGUCGGAUAAUAUAGCGUCAGUGCUAAGGUUAACAUAGCUCCUGUUAACAGUUAGAAGUGGGACAGAUAAUACAUAUUUUCAGAGACCAUGUAAAGUUGGACGAUUCACCAAUAACUUAAAUUUUAACUGAAUAGUACAGUGGGACGGUUAGCAUAGUACCACUCAAUAGUGUCAAGUGUGACAAAUACUAUAACUACAGUUGUUAUUGUAAAGCGGGACGGUUAGCAUAGCACCACCCGACAGUGUAAAGUGGGAUAGUAUAGCACCACACAACAUAUUAAAGUGGGACGGAUAGCAUAGCACCACUCAGCAGUAAAGGGGGACGGAUAGCAUAGCACCUCUAAGCAGUAUAGCGGAACGGAUUUGACUCCAGCUCUAGUAAUAAAAUGGAAGAGAAGAACUAAACUGAAGAACGAGAAUGGAACCAGAGAAGACCAUUUACAACGAUGAUGAACACUGAGGACUUAAUUGGGGAGUUAUAUGCUUAUCUGAACAGUCCCCAGACCCCCUCUACUCCUACAUCUACACUAAACCCUACUUCAGGGACCCCCAACAACCCUUCAAGGACCUCUAACAACCCUUCAGGGAUCCCUAACCAACCCCCAGAACCCUCCAACCAUCCCUUAGGGAGCCCUAGAAACUCGUCAGAACCCCCUCAGCAGUUUUCGGAACCUAAAACUCCAAAUACUCCUAGUUCUGUCAACCCCCCUGGUUUAAACCCUGCUAAACAAUAUCAAGAUCUAUCAAACAACUUACCACCUGGACUAAAUAAUGGAAACUAUUCCUCCUCACCAAAACGAAAUCCUUCAAAUAGUCCACCAUUCGUCCUUCGGCCCUCGUCCAGUCAGUCCCUGUACAGUACUGAAGGACGAUCACCUGUUAGUCCCCGGCAUUCCUCUUUUGCUCCCAGAACAGCUCUUGUUAAUGAUUUGAGGCCACGUGGUUCCCUUGAUAUUCCUGGACUUAGACUAGGAUUUAAUGAAGGCCUAAAUUCCAACCCGGAGUACUCUAAACUUGUGAACUCCAGUUCGAACCCGCUAAACUAUAUCUCGAGGAGUCCGCAACAACCUUAUUAUACAACAUCAGCCAGUCCAAAAACCAGUCUCUCAACAUCAAGUUCCAUUUACUCCAGUUCUAGUAUGCUCCAGGGAGUGAUAGAAGGCGAGGCGGAUGGUGGGGCGGUAGGGGGGCCGGAGGGUGGAAAUGGAGGCGGAGCAAAACGGAAACUCGAAUCUGGGUUUUCUGAUGUCGGAGCAAGCAAAAUACUGAAGUGUAAAGAGGAAGUAGAAGAACCAAUCGAACAUACAGUUGUGAUCUCUGUUUGCUUGUUUAAAUGUCCAAUCACAACUCUUGAUCCCCUGGACUGA
Molecule: messenger RNA, 1602 nt
Organism: Eurytemora carolleeae
Lineage: Eukaryota; Metazoa; Arthropoda; Copepoda; Calanoida; Temoridae
Product: sporozoite surface protein 2
Exons: 5
Coding region: 682-1602 (306 amino acids)
Source: RefSeq, a predicted model, not a curated record